AUGAGAAUGCGCGUGCAAGAUCCCAACGCCUCAGAUGCGGUUUUGCUGCCGAUUGAUGUGGUGAGCGAGACCGUCCACGCCAUUGACACGGCCAACGACGAGCUCCGCCGGGUGAAUUUGGAGAUAUACAACAAUCCCGAGAUUCUCUUCCAAGAGACGAGAGCGUGUAAGCUGCUCUCGGACUGGUUCGAAUCGAGGGGGUGGACCGUCAAACGUGGUGUCUACGGCAUAGAGACGGCCUUUGAGGCCCGCUUUUCGGUCCGGGAGGGAGGCCGGACGGUAUGUUUUAAUGCCGAGUAUGACGCCCUACCUGGUGUAGGUCACGCCUGUGGACACAAUCUCAUCGCCACGUCGGCAGUAGCCUCGGCCGUUGGCGUCGAGGCCGUCAUGAAGGCGCAUAAUCUGGCGGGCACGCUGGUCGUCAUGGGAACGCCGGCCGAGGAGACGGGCGGUGGAAAAUGGAUCAUGGCCAAGAACGGCGCGUGGAAGGGCUUUGAUGCCUGUGUCAUGACACACGGCAUGCCCAAUUUUAGCACACCUAUGUGCCAGACCAAGGCGUCGUGGAAGAUGCGAGCCAAGUUUCACGGCAAGACAGCACACGCUGCCGCAGCCCCGUGGACGGGUCGCAAUGCCUGUGAUGCCAUUGUGCAGGCGUACAACGGCAUUGCCCUUCUGAGACAACAGAUUGAGAAGACGGAGAGUAUCCAGGGCUGCAUCCUGGAGGCCGGCAAGGCGCCGAACCUGAUCCCCGACUACGCCGAGGGAGUGUUUAGCGUCCGGGCCCCGACUUCGCCGCAGCUUGAGGCGCUCCGCAAGAGGUUUGAGCCAAUUUUCCACGGUGCGGCCGCUGCUACGGGGUGCACAGUUGAGCUUGACUGGACUGCCCUAUAUGAAGACGUUGUCACCAACAUGACACUGGCAGAGCAAUACCGCCAGUACAUGAUCCAGCAUCUCGGUGUGUCACCAAAAGACAUGAUCCCCUUGAAUGAAGCCAAGACUGCAUAUGAGCAGAACGGUAGCUCUGACUUUGGAUCAUGCUCAUAUAUUACGCCUGGAAUUCAGGCCAUGUUUACCAUUAAUGCCGCCGAUCUGCCGCACUCGGCCAAGUUCAAGGAAGCUGCUGGACUUGACUUUGGGCACACGGAAGCUCUUCGGGCUGGCAAGGCCAACGCAUUGAUCUGCCUGGAUGUCUUGAUGAACGAAGAGUUUGCCGCCAAGAUGAGGGAGGAAUUCAAGGAGACGAUGAAAAAGGCAGGGCGCUGGGAAGGGGAAGCAUAG
Pestalotiopsis fici W106-1 is the source of this 1278-nucleotide messenger RNA. RefSeq lists its product as uncharacterized. Bases 1 to 1278 code for a protein of 425 amino acids. The record is from RefSeq and is a predicted model, not a curated record. Gene Ontology annotation, molecular function: dipeptidase activity. The transcript is spliced from 6 exons. Lineage: Eukaryota; Fungi; Ascomycota; Sordariomycetes; Amphisphaeriales; Sporocadaceae.